AUGUCUUCACAGGGAAUAACUAACACCACACAGAUUGACGAGGAUCAAAUGCUGCACGAGCAGCGAAAGCAGGAAGUCUUACCUCAACUUCUUCCGAUUAGCUCAUUAAUCAUUCUGACAAAUUUUGUGGUAUUCAUUCUCUUCUGUUCCAGACCAGAAUUACGAAAAGCUUCCAACUAUCUACUGUUUAGCUUGGCGAUUUGCGAUUUUUUGAACGGCUCUGUGAACAUUCCUCUUUUUAUUGUGAUCUUUAUUCCAGUGGUAGAUCAAUCUAAAGUUGCUGGCCUUGUUUGUGCCAUGGAAAUUUCACACAAUUUUAUCGCCAUCGCGGCCGCUUGUCACAUAUUUCUGAUAACCGCUGAGAAAUACAUGGCUAUCUUGCGUCCUCUCAAGUAUCACGUGAUCAAGAAGAGGAAAGUGUUUUGGGCUAUUACGGGAGCUUGGUUUACAUCGGCGUUGCUAGCCGCCGCACCAAUUGGCUGGUUUUCCUUGAGAUUAGGCAAGAAUCCCAUGGGAUUGAUCUUAGAGACCUCAUUCAAUAUCUUCUGCUUGCUUACGAUCUUCGCGGUACCGUACACGUUCAUCAUUUUUGCGUAUGUUGCCAUAUUCAGAAAGGUCCGCGAGAGGAACGCAAAUCAAAACAACCUACAGAGCUUUAAAAUACGCAAAAAGAGGAGAAAUGAAUGCAAGUGUAUUAUAGUUUUUGCUACCAUGGCGAUAGUUUUCGUCAUGUGUUGGCUACCGUGGUUCGCCUUGCGUCUAAUUUUUUCUUUGGUUGGCCAACGGUUGAUUACGCUAAAUUUUGCUGAUAUGGAGACAGCUGCACAGGUCAUCCUAAUCAUGAGAUAUCUUACUUCAGCAGUAAACCCUUUACUUUACUCAUUCCUCAAACAAGACUUUUGGGGAGCGCUGAGGCGUUCAUUGUUGAAGACGUUGAGGAAUGUUAAAAGAACAUCUUCAGAAAGCAGGCCAAGCAAACGAUGAAAAAAGAAGCGAUCCUUGACUUAGCAAGUGGUCGAGAUCCACCCAUUAUAGUCCGCAAAUUUAGAAACCUUUAGUACUCUGUACCUAAACCCUACACCGCAUGGCCCAAGGCACGUUCCUGCUAAGGGGGCUCUCCGUUUUCAAGGAACACCUCGUACUUUAUUUCAGACAAAGUAAGCAACCAUUCUUCAAAGGGUAUAAAAUGAAAAAGUUCAGACCCUCCCCUCUUUUCUCUUACUGAACAUCGUUUUCAAAUAGGGAUAUUGAGGCCCAGUCCACUUGGGGUGGAAGUAUUACGUAGAGGAAUUCGGUUGUAUCGAGUCCCAGGUAUCUCACAGUUCUUUCCUUUCGAGUACUCCAUCGCGUCGCAAAAACCGACGUACUUGUCGAGAGUACGUCGGC
Molecule: messenger RNA, 1386 nt
Organism: Stylophora pistillata
Lineage: Eukaryota; Metazoa; Cnidaria; Anthozoa; Scleractinia; Pocilloporidae
Product: trace amine-associated receptor 1-like
Biological process (GO): G protein-coupled receptor signaling pathway
Cellular component (GO): plasma membrane
Molecular function (GO): G protein-coupled receptor activity
Source: RefSeq, a predicted model, not a curated record